Molecule: messenger RNA, 1654 nt
Organism: Ochotona princeps (American pika)
Lineage: Eukaryota; Metazoa; Chordata; Mammalia; Lagomorpha; Ochotonidae
Gene: ZNF740
Product: zinc finger protein 740
Exons: 8
Coding region: 676-1293 (205 amino acids)
Biological process (GO): regulation of transcription by RNA polymerase II
Cellular component (GO): nucleus
Molecular function (GO): DNA-binding transcription factor activity, RNA polymerase II-specific; RNA polymerase II cis-regulatory region sequence-specific DNA binding
Source: RefSeq, a predicted model, not a curated record
UUUCGGGGCGUCCCCUCCUCCCCCCGGCCCGGCCUGGUCCCAGAGCCCUCCGAGCCCGGAAGUGGAUGUGGCUGCUCGGUGGCGAGGCCGGGGGGUGGGGAAGAGGAAGUGCUUCCGGGGAAACGCGCCCCGGGUUGGUGUUUGUAAACUUGCCUGGGUCCCGGCGGGGGCGGCGGCGGCGGCCGCCGCGGGGCUUGGCAGGGUGUGCAGGGGUCUGGCGGAGCUGCCGCGCGCCGUGGGGAGGCCGCGCCCGGCAGGUUUCCAAGAAGCAGUUGGAGAACUUGAUCGAGAGAAUUCAACUGGAAAACCGGGACUGGCAGACCCUCUUCUCCUCCAGACAAAAGGCAGGACCCAGAGAGAGGCCCCAAGGGUUCUGGGGACACCCAUCUACCCUCUUGGAGGACGUGUGCUUCUGUGUGAAGACAAAGGCAGUUCAGUAUGGCAGCAGGACCGAAGGGCCAACAGGGAGCUGUCACAGUGCUUGGGUGAAGUGUCUUCGGGAAAGCUGGAUCGGGGAGCGCCUGAACUUGGGGUUGCAUUGAAAAUCCAGCAUGGCUCAGCUGAGAACUUAGGAAAGACCCGCCAAGUGAGACCCCGCCACGCACGCCGUGCCUGGCCCUGUGCUGACGACAGACAUGCCCAGAGUGCGUGAUCAUUGCCGCGCUGCGUGUUCAGAUGCUGAGGGAUGACAGAAUGAGCAGGCGGUUCCGGGUGAGACAGGCAAGUCUCCUGGCUUGUGAAGGCCUAGCAGGUGUGAGUUUGGUCCCUACCGCAGCCAGCAAGAAGAUGAUGCUGAGCCAGAUUGCCAGCAAGCAGGCCGGGACUGGCGAGCGGGCAGGUAGCCCCGAUGUGCUGAGGUGCUCGAGUCAGGGCCAUCGGAAAGACAGCGAGAAGUCCCGGAACCGCAAAGAUGAUGACAGCCUGGCCGAGGCCUCUCAUUCGAAAAAGACUGUUAAAAAGGUGGUGGUAGUGGAACAAAAUGGUUCAUUUCAAGUCAAGAUUCCCAAAAAUUUUACUUGUGAACACUGCUUCGGAGCCUUUAGGAGCAGUUACCACCUCAAGAGGCACAUCCUGAUUCACACUGGUGAAAAGCCGUUCGAGUGUGACGUAUGCAACAUGCGCUUCAUCCAGAAGUACCAUCUGGAGCGUCACAAGCGCGUGCACAGUGGCGAGAAGCCUUACCAGUGUGAACGGUGUCAUCAGUGUUUUUCUCGGACAGAUCGAUUACUCAGACACAAACGGAUGUGCCAAGGGUGCCAGUCCAAGACCUCCGACGGGCAGUUUUCUCUCUAGGUGCAAGGGGCCCUGGGUGGUGGGAGUGACCAGAAGCAUCUACUGACGAGUGUAUCCCCCUCUGGUCUGAUGGUCCCACCACCACCCGAUCUGAACCAGUCCCCCUCCUGAAGGAGCGGACCCAGGAGACCAGAGGCGUGGAUCAGGGACAGUGGCCCCAGAGCCUGGGCUCUGUAAAUAGUCUGAGACUAUGAGUAUCUCGGGGAAGUUCCCUGCAGCAUUCCUGGGUGGCGGAGCUAGUCCCUGCCCCCCUGGCGGAGGCCGGAGAUGGGGACUCAAGGUACAGGACCAAGAAGGAAGUGUGGCUCUCACCACCUCGGACUCCAGCUGGCAGCUGAACCAGAAAAGGCUCGGGAGUGGG